Diabrotica virgifera virgifera (western corn rootworm) is the source of this 5651-nucleotide messenger RNA. RefSeq lists its product as uncharacterized. The transcript is spliced from 2 exons. Lineage: Eukaryota; Metazoa; Arthropoda; Insecta; Coleoptera; Chrysomelidae. The record is from RefSeq and is a predicted model, not a curated record. Bases 71 to 472 code for a protein of 133 amino acids.
GCUUAUCACUGCAACGAAUGCAAUUUCCACUGACUUAAUUGUAUUUUGCUUGUAUUAAAGUAGCAAAUCGAUGUUUAUUCUAAUGGGUGGAAAGAAGAUAGAUAGGACGAUGGUAAAGAUAUUUUAUCUGUUUCUCGCUGUGGUUACUGUGUUUUUGUUCAGUUGGUUUAUAUCUGCUAUAAAGCUAGAAGAAGAUGUGAUUUUGUCAGACGAAGCCGACUCAGAGGAAUUCGUGAACGAUUCGCUGCCGAUAGGCUUCGUAGAGGCAGAUUUAUUUUAUAAACUAAAAAAUGAUCUGGAGAAAAUUAUCGGUCAAGUUCCGUUACACUCCGACAUUGGGCACCUUUUAAAUCAAGAGGACGUAUUCAAACAUCUAAAACCCUAUCUGAUGAAACUAAGCGAAAAACAAAGGACAACGUUCAAACAAGAAGUACAACAAAUUUUAGAAAAAGCACGAGUCCUACUUUCGUAAGAAGAGAGUGCUUGUGAUAGUAAAUCAUGUAAACUUAACCGCAAAAGUUAUGCACCACCAAAUAUUCAUCAUUCAGCCUAUACUUGCCCACUGCUGGACGUAGGCCUCCCGUAGUUGACCCCACAAAUCCCCACCAAAAACUAUACUCACUUUAAAAUUAAUUUUUUCGUGAAUGGAUUAAAGCCUUACGCUAUUUUUUUAUUUCAGAUUUUUUUUUGUAUUUUCAUAGUUGCGCAAAUGUUUACUCAAACUUGUUUUUGAGCUUAUACCGGGCAUAGUCCUGUCGCCAGUGGGGGUACAACGGCCCCCUUAAUUCAGAUGGACUUACCCAAGUUUUUUUUUAAGUAUUUUGACCAGUAGAACACGAAUUUUUUGGGUAACAGUCGAUCCGGAUGUCGAUAAGGUUGUUAUAAACAAAGAACUUGAGGAAUCACAUAACAGCGAUUUUUCGCAAAACAAAACAUUUUUUUGUAUUUUUUGGGUCAUUCUAAGCAAAAAAUGUUUUUGUAGUCCAAGUAAUGAAGCUUAAAAUAGGUCAAAACCUCGCAAUUUUUACAGGAUUUAUCGAUUUGCUUGAAAAUUUGAGAAUAAGUAGUGGAUAGUCCAAGGAUCAAAAUCUAUAUGAGGCCGAAAGGCGCUUUAACCAUGGGGGUGGUUGCUACCCCAUGUCGGGGGUGGAAAGUUUUUAUUUUAUUUUGACCGCCAAAGUUGUUAAAAACAUUCAUUCUAAGCAAAAAACGUUCUAUACAUUUUUUUGAUAAAAUUAAUAGUUUUCGAUUUAUUUGCUAUCGAAAGUCUUAGUUUUAUAGCGAAAAAAUCAAUGUUUUUAAUCAGUUUUCUGCUAAUAACUCAAAAAGUUUUCGUUUUAUCAAAAGAACUUUGCUUAACAAAAAUGUACCUUUAAAAAAUAUAAACAAAACGGUUCUUUUUAUUUUCUUUAAGAACAAUAGUAAUCGAGCUAUACUUAAUUAUAUGUUAGCUCUUCUUCGUCAAAUGCUAAAUAUUGUAUUUUCAAAGUCAAAAGACGAGAAAACUAUGCAUUUUAUCGAGGAUAACUUGUUUAAACUAAUUUAAAGUGUUUAAAAAUAUCUAUCUCCUGAAAUAAAAAAGUAGUCUCUAGCUCAAAGAUUAAGUGACUUAUAAUAAAAAGAAUGUCAGUCCCUAUUUUUUUCAGCGAAAAAGUGAUCGGAGACUUCACCCUACUCACCACCCUAAUUAAAAUUAGUUAUUGCCCUUAUUUGGUCUUCUUUAUUUAUGUAUUAUUAAUAGGUUCUAGAGGUUUGACCGGCUUAUAAUAAUUAGUUUUUAAAAAAAUGGAGUUAAAAGCGAAUAAGGUAUUUUUGUAGUUUGGCAAAAAAUGCCAUUUUCUUCAUAAUGGAAAGAUUCAUAUCAGAGAUACGAAAAAAUAUUUAAAUAUAGAAUUGUAGAUUAUGUAAUUUCCAAGAGAAAGGUGUGUAAAAAAUUUUUAUACGGUAAAAAUUGAGUGAGCUAUUGACAAUUAAAACUUAUAAUAACAUGCAAAAAUCACCUUUACCAACCCUUUCAAAGUCACCUCUUUUUGCGACUGAGGAUUUUAAAAAGAUUUAUUAUUAAUAUCCUUAUAGACCUUAUAAAAACCAACAAAAUUCUUUUUUAACCAACGUUCUAGAAUAAAAAAUAAAAAAGCUACGAUUAAAAAAUUAAUAUAUUUUUUGAAAAAAAAAGGAGAAUUCCAAUUGGAAGCAUAAUAAUGUAAGUUAGCGAUGUUUUUAGUCACUGGCCUUAUCUAUUCUUCUUUAUUUAUGCAUUAUUAAUAGAUUCCAGAAGUUUGACUGGCUUAGAAUGAUAAGUUUUUAAAAAACUGGAGUUAAAAACGAAUAACGAAUUUUUGUAGUUUUGUAAAAAACUCCAUUUCCUUCAUAAUAGAAAGAUUAGCAUCAGAGAUACGAAAAAAUGUUUAAAUGUGAAAUUGUAGGUUAUUUAAUUCUUGAGAAUUUGGUUUAAAAACUUUUUAAAAACAAAAAUUGAGUGAGUCGUAAAUGAGUAUAUUAUCGAAAAACAUUGAUUUCUUUAGAUAUAAAACUAACACUUUCGAUAGCGAAUAAAUCGAAAACUAUUAAUUCUAUCAAAAAAAUGUAUAGAACAUUUUUUGCUUAAAAUGAAUGUUUUUAUCAAUUUUUGCGGUCAAAAUAUAAUAAAAAACUUCCACCCCCUAGAUGGGGUGGCAACCACCCCCAUGGUAAAAGCGCCUUUUGGCAUCAUAUAGAUUUUGAUCCUUGGACCAUCCACUACUUAUUUUCAGAUUUUCAAGCAAAUCGAUCCAUUCUGUAAAAAUUGCGAGGUGAAAAGCUUCAAUUCCUGGACUAUUACAAGUUUUUUCGUAGGAUGCAUAAUUUUUGACAUAAACGCGGUUGAACUUUCAAAAAAUCUAAAAAUUGCAAUUUUUGAUCCCGAAUAACUUUUGAUUGAAAAAUAAAAUAGCAAUUCUGCUUCCGCAUUUGAAAGUUAAAGUCAAAAUCUAUCGGUUUUGAUUACUUUCAUUGCUAAAAAUUAAUUUUUUUAUUGUUAAAGAAAUAUAUAAACACAUAGUGAUUAAAUGAUGUUUUCAAUGCAUUUCUCAUUUGAAAUCGAACGAGUAGGCGCGUAUACAGACAAUUUCUACGUAGAUUACCUACAUUAAAACGCAUGCAUUGGGCACGGAAAACACUAUGUGUUUAUGGCUUUGUUUAACAAAUAAAAACUUAAUUUUUAGCAAUGCAAAUAAUCAAAACCGAUAGAAUUUGACUUAAACUUUCAAAAAUGCAGUAAGCAGAAUUGCUAUUUUAUUUUUUAAUCAAAAGUUAUUCGGGUUCAAAAAUUGCAUUUUUUCGAUUUUUUGAAACUUCAGCCGCGUUUAUCUCGAAAACUGUGCAUCCUACGAAAAAACUUGUAAGAACAUGUUUUACUGAGAAUCAACCAAAAAAUACAAAAAAAAUGUUUUGUUUUGAGAAAAAUCGCUGUUAUGUAAUUCCUCAAGUUCUUUGUUUAUAACAAUCUUAUCGACAGCUGGAUCAACUGUUACCCACAAAAUUCGUGUUCUACGGGUCAAAAUACAUAAAAAGAUCUUGGGUAAGUCCAUCUGAAUUAAGGAGGCCCCCUGGCGACAGGACUAGCAGAAGAAACAAAAUAUUUUUUUUUUAGUUAAGUUUGAGCCACCCUGUAGGGAGAACAAGGUACUACAGAGGUGAGUUUACAUCAAAAUCGUGUUGUAGUCUAUGUUUUGUGAAUAUUUUGAUUUUUUAAUUCCUCUGAUAUCUUUAAAAACAAAGAAAAUAUACUGUCUUAUUCUUUAACAUGCGUUUGAAACAAUACUAAAUUAAUCAAAACAAUUCUGAUCGACGCUUAUAAGAGUUAUUUGUCGACCAGGUGAAAGGUAUGUAUACAGCGCAACAUGAGAGAGACGAGAUUGUUUAAUGGAGGCUCUGUGAUGUUUUACGGUAGAAUUUCCUCGACAGCAAAAAUGGAUUUGAUGUCGUUACAAAAUAUUUCUUCUUCUUCUUUUAAUGGCGCUACAACCCUUUGUGAGUCUUGGAUUGCUUAACAAUGUACUUCCAUUCUACCCUGUCGGAUACUUUCCUUCGGCAUUGCCUGAUGUUCAUGGUUUUAAGAUCUCCCUCUACGUCGUCUAUCCAUCUUUUACGGGACCUUCCUCUUUUUCUAUUUCCUUGAGGCUUCCAUAUCUGGAUUACUUUUAUAGCUCGAUUAUCUGGAAUUAUUUCUAAGUGACCAAGCCAGUUUAGUCUUUGUGACUUUACAAAUCUAAUAAUAUCUGUGCUCUGCAUUAGUUCAUCCAGCUCGUGGUUCAUUUUAAUUAUCCACGAACCAUCGCUGCAGUGGGUUGGUCCAAAUAUCUUGCUUAGUAUUUUGCGCUCAAAUAUUUUCAGUUGAUUUUUAUUAGUGGUUUAGAGGGUCCACAAUUCACAUUCAUAUGAGACCACUGGUCUAAUUACUGUUUUGUAGAUUCUAAGCUUAGACCCACAAUUCAGUAACUUACUUUUCAUUAAGUGUUUGUGUACAUAAAAGCACUUAUUAUUCUUAUUACCGAUUACCGCUAACAAUCCUUGCUUGUAUUUAUUGACUGGUGAUUUUGUCGUUUAGUAUUGAGCCUAGGUAGGGAGAAGUGGAAGCAUAUUCCUGGGUAUGGUUGUCUACCUUCAAAUUUUUCAUGUUGAUUCGACUUGAUGCACUCCAUAUAAUAAUUUGUUUUAUUUUCAUUUAUAUAUAGACCAAAUGUACUAGCUUCCCAUUUCAGCUCUAUAGUUUUUUUCGCUUAAUACCCUCUUGUUGCGGCUUAUUAUGGCAAUAUCAUCCACAUAUGCGCAUAUUUGCAUAGAUCUUGUAUUAAUACAGCCGUUCCUAUCCAAUUUUCUAACAGCUUUUAAAGUUAGAUUAAAAGUGUUGUUGAUAAGGCAUCAAUUACACAAUAUUUAAGUGAGGUAAAUAUUCAAAUAUUGAAUUGGCCCCUUAAUGAAUCCUAUUGAUCACUUAUGGGAUAGUGUAGGUAGACAAUAAGAAUUCUAUCAGUCUUUCUUGCUUCUCUAUAAGGUAUAGAAACGAUGGUUAUUGCUAUCUGCAACUCCAUAGUCCAAAAUCAUACGGUCUGCUUCCAGCAUGCUUAGGCGAUGUGAAGCUGCUAUUUGAAUUAGAGGGAUAACACACGAUAUUAGUUUUGUUAACUGUCGUUAUUUGUUAUUGUUAAUUUAGUAUUGCUUCAGUUACAACACAUGUUAAAGAAUGAAACCGUCUAUUUUCUUUGUUUUUAAAGAUAUCAGGGAUAUUCAAAAAACAAAAUGUUCACAAAACAUAAGACUACAAAAAAAUGUUGAUGUAUAUCCACCCUUGUACCUUGUCCCUCUUACAGGGUGUCUCAAACUUAGCGUAAGAAAAAAAAAUUUUCUCCCACCCGGCGUAAGCUCGAAAAAGAAAUUCGAGUAAACAUUUGCCCAACGUUGUAAAUAUCAAAGAAAAACCCAACAUUAUAAGAAAAAUUAGCGGAAUGCGGUAAUUCGUUCACGAGAAAAUCAACCAUGAAAAUGAGCAUUACUUUUGGUGGUGCAAUACUUUUGUGGUUAAGUUUAUCUCGAUAAGUAAAUAGAAAGUCCUAUGUUUGAGUUAAGUGGUGAAGUAGUGUGGUAAAAUAAAAAGUUAUUCUUAAUAUUAA